Ipomoea triloba (trilobed morning glory) is the source of this 1512-nucleotide messenger RNA. RefSeq names its product shikimate O-hydroxycinnamoyltransferase-like. NCBI's taxonomy places the organism in Eukaryota, Viridiplantae, Streptophyta, Magnoliopsida, Solanales, Convolvulaceae. The coding region runs from base 1 to 1416 and encodes 471 amino acids. Gene Ontology annotation, molecular function: acyltransferase activity, transferring groups other than amino-acyl groups. The record is from RefSeq and is a predicted model, not a curated record. The transcript is spliced from 2 exons.
AUGAAAAACAUGAGUACUAAAAAGGAGUUGAGUGUAAGAGUGAAGAAGAAGGAGGUGGUGGAGGCGGCGGCGCCGCCAAUCCCACAGCAUUGGGUGCCGCAGUCGAACCUAGACUUGCUACUGCCGCCGGUCACAUUCGGGGUGUUCUUUUGUUACCAAAAAACACCAAAAUUAACGUUUGGUGCCAUUUGUAGCGAUCUGAAGGCGGCGUUGGCGGAGACCUUGGUCUCCUACUAUGCCCUCGCCGGCGAAGUGGUGAUGAAAAACGCAGGCGGAGAGGCUGAAAUUGUGUGUAACAACCGCGGGGUGGAGUUCGCGGAAGCGUUGGCGGACGUAGAGCUGAGUGAAGUGAACUUGUACAACCCGGACGAGAGCAUCGAAAAGAAGCUUGUUCCCAACGUGAAGCAUGGCGGCGUACUUGCCAUCCAGGUUACACAACUGAAAUGCGGAGGAGUAGUGGUGGGCUGUUCCUUUGACCACCGCGUGGCAGAUGCCUAUUCGGCCAACAUGUUCCUCGUAUCGUGGUCCGAGGUAGCUCAAGCCAAACCGCUGUCUCAGCUCCCCUGUUUCCGGAGGUCCUUUCUCUUUCCUCGCCGUCACGGCCACUACGAUCUUUCCGUCGACGCCAUGUAUACACUAAUCUCAUCCCUGCCGCCGCCGCUGCCGGCGGCGGAGCCUAAACCCCUGCAAACUGAUGAACAAAGCGUGAUAAGUCGCAUAUACUAUAUAGAGUCGGACGAAAUCAUUCGCAUCCAAUCACUAGCCAAUUCCCAGAAAGGCAGCGCAAAACAUCAUCGGAUUACAAAGCUGCAAGCAUUCUCGGCCUUCCUAUGGAAAACAAUUGCCGCCGGAAUGUGUAAAGAUAACAGCUUCAAGAAUUUCAGAUUGGGGGUUGUGGUUGACGGGAGGACCAGAUUGAGCGGCGGAGAUGAAAAACAGGCUGAACAGUUAAAGGGUUACUUCGGGAACGUUCUUUCGAUUCCAUUUGGCGACAGAAAGAUCGAAGAUUUGCAGGAAAAGCCAUUGAGUUGGGUGGCAAAUGCAGUGCGGGAGUUCUUGGAGGAAGCCCUGACGAGGGAACAUUUUCUUGGACUGAUUGAUUGGGUUGAAUCCCACCGUCCCGAACCAGCCUUAGCCAAAAUCUACGCCAGCGGCGACGGGCCGGCGGCGGUGGUUUCAUCAGGGCAGCAGUUUCCGGUGAGAAAGAUUGAUUUUGGAUGGGGGAAACCGAUAUUUGGAUCGUACCAUUUUCACUGGGGAGGAGAAGCGGGUUAUGUUAUGCCGAUGCCGAGCCCGAAAGGGAAUGGAGAUUGGAUAGUUUAUAUGCAUCUGCAAAAAUGGCAGGUGGAGUUGAUAGAGGCUCAUGCAUCGCAUGUAUUUAAGCCGAUGACUUCUGAAUACCUUGAUUUCAAUUGAUUUGUAUCAUAUUUUGGGUUCAUUACUCCAUAUAAUUUCUGUUUCUAGAUCAUAUGGGCAUCAAGUUUUGUUUAUAUGCAUCUCCAAUUGUGAAAU